AUGAGGACUACAACCACCACAGCCACUGGCAGUGCUGCAGGCGAGGAGCCAUCCAACCCUUUGGAAUUCGUGUCUUCACUGAUCAGCCCAGUGCUGGACACGGAAGAAGACGCUCAUCCCGUGAACCCUGGAUUACGGCUGCUGGGAGGGGUCACCGUCUAUCUGCUCUCUUGUCCGGACUCUCUGGGCUUGGAGACCAUUGUCAGACUGCAGUGUUUUGGCAGGAGGCCCUGCAAGCAGCGCCGUGGCCCCGUACUCACUGUAGCAACAGGAGCCCUGCUUUCAGCUGCUGUCUGUGCUUCAGGGCCACACAGGAAGGGACUCAGCAUCAAACGGAGUGUGCACCCCACAAAUUGCAGAAAUAAUAUUCUUGAUCCGAGUUGUCAACUGCCAACCUCUCCUGUAACCCCGCCCACUUCAAACCGGAAACUCCCCUACGUGCACCGGAACUCCUGCCCUUUCUCUGUACUGAUAAGCAGGUGCUGCCUUGUGGACUGGGUUCCUGCAUACCCUCAUUUUCUUGGGAUCUCUCUGAGUCCAGCAUCUCUCCAGGCUGAGUUCACUGUGCACUUGUGUAGGAAUGGGCGUACAUCAUCACGCCUGUCACCUCCGCGUCCCUCGGAAGCUCAGCAGAAUUACUUCUCCCGAAAUAAAAAUAGUCUCACUCUUUACAACUGA
This is a messenger RNA of Fukomys damarensis (Damara mole-rat), 678 nucleotides long. RefSeq lists its product as uncharacterized. Bases 1 to 678 code for a protein of 225 amino acids. Lineage: Eukaryota; Metazoa; Chordata; Mammalia; Rodentia; Bathyergidae. The transcript has 5 exons. The record is from RefSeq and is a predicted model, not a curated record.